AAUAAGUUAGAGAAGAUCGGGAAAAAGUAAAGUUCUAAGAAGACAAAGUGGCUGAGGAGUUACCACCAGAAUGCAGAAAGAAAGGUGGUAGCCAACUAGCUUCAUAUGACUAUUCUCUUUUUUUGUAGCUCUCCAUUUCUUUCCUUUCAAAUAUUAACUCAAGAAAUUGGGAGUGAGGAAUGAAAAGACAAAAACUUUUCUGAUCUUGACAAUGGUUCGACCCUAACCAAGGUGAGGUUUCCUCUGAAUAGACUAAUCACUACGACACAAAUUGUAUAUAACCACUGAAAGACAAGAGUCUUAUAUAGCCAUAUCGUGGUUGUGGAGAAAUGAAUGUGGACCCAUAUAAACAUUGUAGGAGAUUGUGCUAGUAACUGAUACUUUACCGAGACUUUAGCGUAUUCAUUAUAUUUCUGCUUAGCAAGUGUCGUGUGCAUGGAGAUCGUAGCUGAGGUCAAUGACAUGCAAUUGUUAGAAAGAAAGAGGAGGAUAUCUUGGCUAAUUCAAGUAUAGUCUUCCCACCCCUUAAAUAAAUAAACAAAUAAAUAUAUUAGAUGGAACUUGAAACGUUUAUUAGUCAAACAGACUCCUUUUACCCAUUUAAUGAUCUUGACAACGGUUGCCCAUCUAAUGUGCAAGUCACAAACAAGAAAAGCGUUGACAAUAUUUCAACAUUUUAAGAUGCUUCUCCUAGACGGCUAAAAUUGGAAGAUUAACAUAAGAUUGUGUGGUUACAACUUGUUGAAUUAACCAUGAAUUGAAAAGAUAAGUAUCCGUUACGGGCAGAAGAUGUUCAAAUACACAUAUAUAGAGAAGGUGCAUUUUCUAGUGGACGUAUGUGCAUGCGCUACAAGUGCUGGAGUUUUAUGCGCCUUCUUGAUUUGUUCCUUCAUGCAUGUUUUCCCUGGGGCCUAAUGUUUGCCAUAUUUUCAUGUUGACGUAUGUGCAUGCUCUACAAGUGCCAGAAUUCUAUGCACCUUCUUUAGAUGUUCUUUUGUUCUUGUUUGACAGUAAUAGAUGUUUUAUCUUUCCAAUUAAUGGUUGCAAUAUAACCUCUUUCAUUCAUUUAAUACCAUAGUAGCACACAAGCUUAUGUUGAUCUUUUAGUGUCAACAUUAGAAUUGGGGUGUCGCGUGAUGUUUAAUACUUGGAGCAUCUAUCCCAUGCGUGAAUUGGCAUUUUUUUAUGCCUACUUACUUAGGCUUUAAAUGGGUAAAGGGAGUAUGUUUGAUUAAUAAGCGUUUCGAGUUUCACUUAAUUUGAGAGAUUGUAAUUGAAUUAGCCAGGAUAUCCUCCCCUUUCUAACGAUUGCAUGCCUAGGUAUUUGUUUGUCGGCUCUUGUUGUAAAUGUAAUCCCCCGAACGCAGAAUAUAAUGAAUGCACUAAAGCUCUAUUGACCUUUGCCAGCUGAAAUAUUCUUGGUUAUGGAAAUGUUUAUCUUAAACUCAGUAAAACAUUUAUUACUAGCACAUUCUCCUAUAAUGUUUUAUACAUUAAAGUUCCGUAUGUGCAUGCGCCACAAGUGCUAGAGUUUUGGGGACCUUCGUUAUUUUUUUCCUUAAGGCAUGUUUUCCAGGGCCCUGCCAUAUUUUCUCGUUGACUUAUGUGCAUGCACUGCAAGUGCUACAAUUUUAUGCACCUUCUUAAGAUAUUCUUUAAUUCUUGUUUGCCAAGAAUAGAUGUUUAACCUUUGCAAUUAUUGGUUGCAAUGUCACCUCUCUCAUUCAUUUAAUACCAUGGUUGACAAGCUGAUAUUAAUCUUUUAGUGUCAACAAUUUGAAUGGGGGUGUCGUGUGAUGUUUAAUACUUGGAACACUAAUGAUAUGGCUAUAUAAGACUCUGUCUUCCUGUAGUUCUAUACAAUUUAUGUCUUAGUGUCUUAGAGAGGUAGCUCACAAUUUCUCCCCCAUAAAUUUCUAAAACUCCUUGAGAUUCACAAGAGCGUUCUUUCAACAAUGGAGAAUAGUACUAGAGAACUGAUGGUUGGGGAUCUGCUUCCCAAUAUGCCCGACCCGAAUCAGAGAGCCUUCGAGUUCUCAAAUCACAUCCAGACCACUUACAGCCAAAACUGCUUCAUUUUGCCGCAGCACUCGCUUUAUAAUCCUGUUGCUUUUGAAUCUUCCUUGUCACCUGAUGUUGAACCUAAUGCUCUUAUUCUGGCAAACAAUCAAGUCCAUGCCUCUUACUUGAUCUCUGGUUCUUCUAGAGUAUUUGGGCCAUCUUUCUCCAUGGUUGGCACAUCUGGUCUUAUUAGCCUAUUAGGAGACAAGACUAGCCUGCGAUCUUGUUUUGAACCUUCUAAUGCUUUCAUUUAUCGGAUCAAUCGUCACCGCUAUGGUGUCGUAAAUGGUCAAACUCCAUUUUUGGACAACGGUGGUCCUCACCAUGCUUUGGUAAUCGAGCGAGUUUGUGUUGGGAUCUUGCCAUCUUCGUUCCGUGCUCCCGAAUUCAUCCCCAUGAGGCCUCAGCAGAUUCCAAAAGAUGCCGAAGUUGCCACUCAGGUUCACAGAUUCCGUGGUAGUGCCGGGUUUAUGUCAAACAAUCCCUGGCUGUGGAACUCACAAGAGGAUUUGCUAAGGAGGGGAGGGAGCGCGCCACAACCUAAUUUCCCUAAGUGUAACAGUUCUUUUCCUAGUAGUUAUGCCUUGGGAGGACACAUGAGCGGCCAUGCAAGGAAAAAAAAACUUGAGGCACUCCUCAAUGCCACCGAGAGCUGUGAGCCAGGUGCUGGUGGGUCAUCUCUUGAAGCUACUACAGGCCAGGGGUUUGAAAAUGCUUCUGUUGUCAAAGUGGAACCCGCUUGAUGACCCUGAGGAUGGAAAAUGAGACGAGUAGCAAUGUGUGGAAACGGCAAGGAAAACUAUCUCGUCAUUUUCAGGUCAAUUUGCUUUGCCUUAGUAGUUUUAAUUGUUGUCGUAGUCUCUCCUCUUUUAGUCAAUGUUGGAGAUUUCAUCUCCUCCAUGGUCUUUAAUGAGUCAUAGUUUGAGCAUACUGUCCGUACUCUACAGUUUCAUUUGAUGUCAUAGGUAGGGUAUGUUUAGUCUGUCAUGAGUCCUAUAGUAUGUGGGUUAUCACUCUGGUCUGCAUGAUCAGUUUGCUGCAAGUCUUGUUAUGUUUCACCUUGAAGUUUUAUUUCUGAUGUGGGUGCAUUUGCAUCUUGAGUGGACUGCA
Molecule: messenger RNA, 3171 nt
Organism: Rhodamnia argentea
Lineage: Eukaryota; Viridiplantae; Streptophyta; Magnoliopsida; Myrtales; Myrtaceae
Exons: 2
Coding region: 1956-2804 (282 amino acids)
Source: RefSeq, a predicted model, not a curated record